This is a messenger RNA of Hibiscus syriacus, 994 nucleotides long. RefSeq names its product two-component response regulator ARR9-like. The coding region runs from base 255 to 869 and encodes 204 amino acids. Gene Ontology annotation, biological process: cytokinin-activated signaling pathway; phosphorelay signal transduction system. Lineage: Eukaryota; Viridiplantae; Streptophyta; Magnoliopsida; Malvales; Malvaceae. The transcript is spliced from 5 exons. The record is from RefSeq and is a predicted model, not a curated record.
UUCAUUUCAUUAUUUUAUUCGUUUACUAUUUGUCAUUGUGAUUUUUUUUCCACCGUUGCUUUCCCUGCAAUUCAAAAUCAACUAUCUUCAAAAUUUUCCAUUUGGACGGAAUUCGGUCGGAUAUUGCUUUCUACUCUCUCAAUUUCGCUCUCUUCUUAACCAAAUCAAUAAACCCAAUCCUUUUAUCUUUCAAGAAAAGGGGAAAAUCCCUUCUCAACACCAUUGCUUUCUGGUUUUGAUAUCGAACCGGAGGAAUGGGAAUGGCAGCAGAUUCAGAGUUCCUUGUUCUGGCCGUUGAUGACAGCAUCAUCGAUAGAAAGCUUAUCGAAAGGCUACUUAAAACCUCUUCGUUUCAGGUUACUACGGUUGAUUCUGGAAGUAAGGCUUUAGAAUUUCUGGGUUUACAUGAAGAUGAUGGAACCAUCAACACAAAUACGCCCUCUUUUUCUCCUAAAAAUCAUCAAUGUUUACAGGAAGUCGAAGUGAAUCUUGUCAUUACAGAUUACUGUAUGCCCGGCAUGACAGGCUAUGACUUGCUCAAGAAAAUCAAGGAAUCUUCAUCUCUAAAAAACAUACCAGUAGUCAUCAUGUCAUCUGAGAAUGUACCUUCAAGGAUCAACAUAUGUUUAGAAGAAGGUGCAGAAGAAUUUUUGUUGAAGCCUGUAAGAUUAUCAGAUUUAAGUAAACUUAGGCCCCGUAUGUUUAAAACCAAAAUCAAGGAUCACCAAGAACCAGAAAAACAAGAAAAGGAAGAGCAACAACAACCACCAUCACCACAGUCCAACAACAACAAGAGAAAAGAAAUGGAGGAAGGUAUUUCAACCGAGAGAACAAGACCGAGACUCAAUGGCAUAGCUACUAUGGUUUAAUGAUGUUUGGAAAAAUGUUAUAAAUUCUGCAUUUUUUUUGUUGGAAGAAAAGUUGAAGAUUCCCGAUUUUGUUGUGCUAAUUGAACUCCACCCAAAAAAGUGUAAAACAACAAUAUGAUUUGAGA